This is a messenger RNA of Umbelopsis ramanniana AG, 2133 nucleotides long. RefSeq lists its product as uncharacterized. Lineage: Eukaryota; Fungi; Mucoromycota; Umbelopsidomycetes; Umbelopsidales; Umbelopsidaceae. The record is from RefSeq and is a predicted model, not a curated record. Gene Ontology annotation, molecular function: long-chain fatty acid transmembrane transporter activity; long-chain fatty acid-CoA ligase activity. The transcript has 6 exons. The coding region runs from base 29 to 2059 and encodes 676 amino acids.
GAACGCAACUAUUUCCUAUUUGGGCCCAAUGUCGCUUGGUCAAAACCCACCCUUAGCACAAAAUUCGACAGUCACUAAAUACCAGAAUUCAGACGAGGAACAUGUGUCUUUCUCUUCCCCACCUUUCCAUCUCUCUUCUUCUCACUCUCCUCUACAACAUAUCCCUUUACUCAACAUGGAUGCAGCUACUGUCGCCAAGGUUGCAGCCGCCGGCAUCCUCGGCAGUAUGUAUAUCGACUCCAAGCUCCUCAUAAGCCGUGACUGGACUCAAAUCAGAGCAGCUAUUCUUAUGCAAUCAUACCAUUUCAUGAGAAAAUUCAAGGGAAAGCUUAAUUACUUUUACCGUUUCAAGGAAAAGCUCGAAGCUCACCCCGACAAGAUCUUUGUCAUCUUUGAAAAUGAAUCAUGGACUUAUAAAGAUAUGGACAGAGCCUCAAGCAGAAUUGCCAGAUGGUUCCAGUCUAAAGGCAUCAAAAAGGGUGAUGUAGUUUGCAUGAUGCAUCAGAACCAUCCUUCUCUCUUCGUUGCACAGUUCGGACUCAUGAAAAUCGGUGCCAUCCCCGCCCUAAUCAACAAUCAGUUGACUGACGCGGCAUUGAUUCACUGUGUUAAGGUCGCCAAGUCUAAUUUCUUUUUGUUCGACCCCGUUUAUGCUGGAGCUGUACAACCUUGCGUUAAGGAACUUUCGGAUCUCGGUAUUGAAAUUUGGGGCUACGGUGAACAUGAACCUUCCAUGCCCUUUGCAGAAACAGUUACCAAAGAUACCUUGGCAAGAUUUUCAGAUGCAGAGAUCAGUGAAGAGUACAUUGAAAACGCCCAAUAUGGUGAACCUGCUAUGCUUAUCUACACAAGCGGCACCACCGGUUUACCUAAGCCCGCUAUUGUCGAGCACACUCGCAUGAACUUUGGUGGUAUGAGCUACAUGAAUAUUCAUGGUGUUCACGGCACUGACAGAGUCUACUGCUGUCUUCCUUUGUAUCACAGCUCCGGCCAAAUUGUAGCUACCGCAGUAGCUAUACAGAGUGGUGCUACUCUUGUUCUUGGCCGCAAAUUCAGUGUCACCAAGUUCUGGGAAGAAUGCAUUCGAUAUGAUGUCACUGUCAUGGUUUACAUUGGAGAGAUUUGCCGAUAUUUGCUAUCUCAGCCUUUCAAUUCAGCCGAGAAUAAGCAUCGCGUUCGUAUGGCUUACGGUAACGGAAUGCGUCCAGACGUUUGGAACCGCUUCAGAGAUCGCUUCGGUGUUGGCAAAAUUAGUGAAUUUUAUGGCGCUACCGAAGGUCCAAGCAGCUUGUUUAAUCCAAAUACCAACGAAUUUGGAAGUGGUGCCGUCGGUUUCCGUGGCUACCUUACCAGAACUUUGACCGGUGAACUCAAAAUUAUCAAAAUCGACCCUAUUUCAGAAGAACCUGUGCGCGACAAGCAUGGGUAUUGCAUCGAAUGCGCAUACGAUGAACCAGGUGAACUUCUUGUACUUAUCAAAAUGGGAGGCCCUCUCGAAUUCAAAGGCUAUUACAAGAAUGAACAGGCUACAAACAAGAAGAUCUUGACGCAUGUCUUUGCGAAAGGCGAUGCUUACUUCCGAACUGGUGACUUGCUGAAACUUACCAAGGACGGAUUUUUCAUUUUCGGUGAUCGUGUGGGUGACACUUUCCGUUGGAAAGGUGAAAAUGUUUCCACAGCCGAAGUCGCACAAGUGCUCGGUGUCUACCCAGGAGUUGCCGAGGCUAACGUCUACGGUACUGAGGUUCCUAAUCAUGACGGCCGUGCUGGUAUGGCUGCUAUUGUCAUGCAAGAUGGUGCCUCUAUAGACUUCAAGGAUUUCUUUCGUUUCGUUCAACAGCGUCUCCCCAAAUACGCUAUACCCCUUUUCCUUCGAUUUGUUCCAGCUAUGGAAAUGACUGGAACGUUCAAGCAGCGUAAGGUUGAAUAUCGCAAUCAAGGCAUUGACCUUGCUAAAGUUACCCCUGGUGAACCAGUCUACUGGCUUGUCGGCGAUACCUAUAUUCCCUUUGAAAAGGAAGCAAGUGAUCAGAUCACGACAGGAAAAGCUAAAUUAUAAACCGUUAGACACACAAACUGUCAUUAACUGACAUGAGUGUCAUUAUGCCCUUAAGUGCCUGAUAAUAAACCAAC